Messenger RNA from Manis javanica (Malayan pangolin), 2167 nucleotides. NCBI's taxonomy places the organism in Eukaryota, Metazoa, Chordata, Mammalia, Pholidota, Manidae. The record is from RefSeq and is a predicted model, not a curated record.
CAUUAAUAGAAAACAAGGAAUUAUCAUUAAUUCGUGCUAAGAAGAGAAGUGACGAACUAGGUUUAAGCAACAUUUGGUUCAUUCAAGCAAAUAUGGAGUAUUUUACAGGGACGUUUAAUAUUGGGGUGGCGUUGCAUGCUUGUGGAGUGGCAACAGACAUGGUGAUUGAGCACUGCAUCAAAACACAGGCUUCCUUUGUGACAUGCCCUUGCUGUUAUGGUUUCAUUCAGAACACCUCAAAGUUUAAUUUUCCAAAAAGUGAACAAUUCAAGAAAACUUUAUCGUAUAAGGAACACAUGAUUCUUUGCAGAUUUGCAGAUCAGACAGCUGUCCAGCUUCCACCCCAACGAAGGCUCAUAGGAAAACAGUGCAUGUGCCUGGUGGAUCUCGAUCGAGCAAAAGCUGCAGAAGAACAUGGCUACUCUGUUCAGGUGAUAUCCAUGGAGCCUGAGAGCUGCUCUCCCAAAAACAACAUGAUCGUGGGAGUCCCUGUUUAGAAUGAGAUGCUCACAUGGAUGUUUUUGCCUUCCGUCUUCGUGAUGACAGCCCAGUGGUAUUCAGGAGGUUCUUGGCAUAACUAGGAAACAGCAUUAGCCAUCUUGAACCUAUUGUGCUCAGGAAGGAAAGCAGCAGGAAAGUCUGGGAAGAAAGGCUGCGUGCAAAGCAUCAAAAUGCUCUUAUAAUGUGUGAUUUAAGGACCACUGGUUUUCAUGACGAGAAUCCCCUGAAGACUCACUGCCAACAGAAUAAUACUCAUUAGUGGGGGUUCCGUCACUGGAGUAGCAAUUUCCUUCUCGGUUCACAGCUUUUCUAAUCUUGCCAAUGUGAUAUUCAAUUCUAAAUGAUGACUUGAAGCCUUUAUAGUCAUCUAGAUAUUGAAGUGGAACCAAAACUAGACUCAGUGGGGGUUGUUUGUUUGUAUUUUUAACAAUUGUACUUUUCUAUAACUUUUUUUAAAUCUAGUCAGGUAAUUACAGUAUGGUUAAAUGUUUAAGCUGGGAUGAGUUAGACUUGGAUAUCAUUUCAUAUAGUUCUUUUAAUAUAUUUUCCAUAAAUUAGCAAAUGAGAUCAUUUUACAUGAAGACAUGAAAUAAUUGCAGUAAAUUUCUCAUUAUGGGAGCAUAUAAUUUGGACAUAAAUUCUAACUAAUCAACAAACACAUUGAUUAGUUCAUUCAAGUCUGUAAGUAAUCUUUGGUGAUUCAUUGUUUUCAAGACCCUGGCCUAGAUUAUUCUAAGGAUACAACGAUGAGUUGUAAGAGACACAAUGCCUCGCCUAUGGAUCAUCUAGAAGAUGAUGCCUUUCCUAGUCUAAAUCAUCUAGAAGAAAAUGAUUAGUGAACUAGUUAAGUUCUUUAUAUCAUAAUACAAAACAGGAUUUGUUUCUCAUAUAUCAAUCAUAUUUUUUAUUUACUUUUUUUCUUAAAACUUAUGGAAUAUAAAUGGGAGGCAGGCAUAUAGGGUAGAGAAAUUCAUUUGAAUAGUUCUCCCUGCCCAAAUUCUUAUCCUGCACAUUCUCCUUAUUCCACAAGCCAAAGUUUUUAGACUGAUGGCAUGUCCUUUCUCACAUUAUUUAACUUCUACAUGCUAAUUGUUUAGCUGCUAAUUAUUUAACUUUUACAUGUCCUAGGUUCUUCUACUUGAGAUGAAAUUUUAUUUUCAUCAAUUUUGAUGUUUUCAACCCCUGAAUAACAACCCCUGAAUACUAUGAGGAGAAAGGACUUUAAUAAAUACCUCUUUUAUCACUUUAAUCCUAAAUUAUAGGAAUAAUUCAUGGAGGGUGGAAAGUUUGAACUCUUAUUUUCUGGGAUAGAAUUUAAGAAAAGAAUGAACCAUCAGCCCUGAGUAUUUUAGUCAUUUGUGCCUAUAGACACAUCAUCCUCUUAUCCUAAGCUAUGUUUUUUAAUUGAGGUAUAAUUUAUAGACAAUAAAAUAACAGAUUUUUAAGUAUUCAGUUUGAGAAGUUUUGACAACUGUAUACACUGAUGCAGCCAUCACCAGACAUAAGAUAUUUGCAUCAGCCCAAAGAGUACUCUCAUGUGCCCUUUUGUUAAUUUCCCACACCUCAAAGACAAGCACUUACCUACAUUUGUUUUGCCUAUUAUUGUCCUUCAUACAAAUGAGGUGAUUCAGCAUGUAGUCUUUUGUGUCUGACAUCUUUUGCUCAA